Molecule: messenger RNA, 1755 nt
Organism: Peromyscus maniculatus bairdii (prairie deer mouse)
Lineage: Eukaryota; Metazoa; Chordata; Mammalia; Rodentia; Cricetidae
Gene: Arid3c
Product: AT-rich interaction domain 3C
Biological process (GO): regulation of transcription by RNA polymerase II
Cellular component (GO): nucleus
Molecular function (GO): DNA binding
Source: RefSeq, a predicted model, not a curated record
CAGCCUCUAUGUCUCCCCACGGUCUCUCCCCAGUCUCUGUCUCAGUAUCUCCUCGUCAUUGUCUCUGUGAGUACGUGUGUGUAUGUCACAUCUCCCUGCAGCACUCUUCCUUGGUCCUUGCUACUCUUCCCAAUCUGCUUGGCCUCUUCCUAUCCCCAGGCUCUGGCCAUUUCUGGCUGCCUAGGUCUGGUCUCUUGUCUCCUUUGCUCCCUCUGUCCCUCUGUCUCUGUUCACUUGAUCUAUUUGCCCUUUCCCUUAUAACUCCAUGUAUGUCCCUGAAGCCAUGCGUAUCCCCCCUUGUGCUGUCGGGUGUGGGUGCAGCAAGGCCCAGCACCCAUAAUUCCCUCCCCCACAGACGGCCCUCUCCUCGGGGCCCCGCCUGGUACCAGGAGCCCCCCCAGCAGGGGGACUGCGCCUGGAAGCCGUAAUGGAGGCCCUGCAGAGGCAGCAGGCGGCGCGGCUGGCCCAAGGGGUGGGGCCUUUGGCCCCUCCGCGCCUACCGCUUCCACAGCCUCCCCUGCUUGGCGCCCGGACCCUACCGGCUGAGGGGGCCUUGGGGGUGGUUAGGGCUGAAGAAGAGGAGGACGCUGAAGAAGAGGAGGAGGGAGAGGCACCCUUAGCAGAAGAAGAGGCAGCUGAGGAGAGCCAUCCAGGAGCCCGGUGUCCCAACUCGCCUUCCAACCAGCCCCCUGGUCUCCAACCACAUGAGUGGACCUAUGAGGAACAGUUCAAGCAGCUGUAUGAACUGGAUGCGGACCCCAAGAGGAAGGAGUUUCUGGAUGACCUGUUUAGCUUCAUGCAGAAGAGGGGGACGCCAGUGAACCGGGUGCCCAUCAUGGCCAAACAGGUGCUGGACCUGUAUGCGCUGUUUCGCUUGGUGACAGCCAAGGGUGGCCUGGUGGAGGUCAUCAACAGAAAAGUGUGGCGGGAGGUCACACGCGGCCUCAGUUUGCCAACCACCAUCACCUCUGCCGCCUUCACGCUACGCACCCAGUACAUGAAGUAUUUGUACCCAUACGAGUGCGAGACGCGGGCACUCAGUUCCCCAGGGGAGCUCCAGGCUGCCAUAGACAGCAAUCGGCGUGAAGGCCGUCGCCAGGCUUACACCGCGGUCCCGCUCUUCAGCUUAGCAGGGCCGACACCUCGGGGAGCUCCUGGCCCCGCCUCGGGUCAUGGCCCCACCCCGGCCGCGACCCCGAGCUGCCCGGGUCCUGCCCAGGGUCCUGCUUCUGGCUUGCCUGCGCAGGCGUGCGCUCAACUGAGCCCUAGCCCUGUAAAGAAAGAGGAGACUGGGAUUCCACCCCCUCGUCUGGCACUACCUGUGGGCUUGACCUUGGAGGCUGCACGGGAGAAGCUGGGACCAGAAGAGCCUCCAGAGAAGAGGGCUGUGCUGAUGGGCCCCAUGGACCCACCUCGACUGGGCGCACCUCCCAGCUUCCUGCCGCGUGGCAAGGUUCCUGUAAGGGAAGAGCGAUUGGAUGGGCCCCUCAAUCUGGCAGGCAGUGGCAUCAGCAGUAUCAACAUGGCGCUAGAGAUCAAUGGGGUGGUCUACACUGGUAUCCUCUUUGCUCGACGCCAGCCUGUGCCAGCUUCCUUGGGUCCAACCAAUCCUCCGCCUCCACCCUCUACAGGGACCCCUUCCAGCACCUUGCCCUGAAAGCAGCUACUGAGAGCUAAGAGUCCCAAUAUCAUUGCAGGGGAGAGAAGGUACCCUCCCACCUUGGUUCUUUCAGGAUGUGAUGCCCCCUCUGGGAU